UCUCUCGUUAUCAUCCUCGUCCACUCACACUCGCCGGUGUGCAGGCCAAUAAUCUACUCCUUUCAUGUCUUUGUGACGGCUUGUCUUACUUCAAUAAUCUGGUCCAUAUCUGUCGCAAUACAAUCGACUCUCCGACCGCUCGCUCUCCACCAACAGAAUGCUCAACUUCAGGCUCCUCAUAGUCUGCAUAUGUAUCAUUAUUGGCUUAACUCUAUAUCUCUUCUACUGGAACCGUUUUGUUGGUUUCGUCUUAACGCGUAUACUCCGAGUACUGUUCUGGAGCCAAGGGAAGACCGUCGGAAGUAUAUGGGUAGACAUAGGUUCUGUUCACAUAUCGAUACUCGCUGGAAGAAUUCUCGUUAAGGAUGUGGCAUACCAUUCGAGCAAUCAGACUAUACGGAUUGUCAAGGGUCAGAUCAGUUGGCGAUACUGGAUUCGCGUCCCCGCUGGCGAAGAUGAUCUGAACCACGCUCGUGUGGUGGGGGAGGAUAUUGGGAUCAAUGCGCAGAAGGCUCCGCUGUCAUGUCGCCUGCACGUUUCACUGCAAGGCCUGGAAUGGUUCAUACAUAAUCGCAUCGCCGCAUACGACAAUGUCAUCUCUGCCAUGCAGACUAAUUUCCCUAAUACGUCGGAAGAGGCACAUGUACGAAUGAGCGGAGAAGGCGUUGGCCCACUCCGCAAGAUAUUCAGCUGGACGUCGGCUGUGCCUGAGUCAACACACCUCGGACCUCCGGUAUCACUUCUAUCGUCUGUGUACAGCAAAACCCCUCAGGUCUUCAGGAAGUGGUCUGCUAGCAUUAGAAAGCAACUCCCGAAUUUAGACCCCAAGGACCUGUUGCCUAUUGGCGCCGAGAUUACCAAGGGUGCCAUUAUGAUUGGCAAUAGAUCCACUCCUGAAUUGCUUGUAGCGGAAUUUCGCAGUACUAGGGGAACGUACGGCAUUGUACCUGCGCGUUCCAAAUAUGACCAAUAUAAACAGGUUUUGCAGCUAACCUUCCAGAACGCUGUGGUCUCCUUCGCCGAAAAUCAGCACUUUGAAGGUACUAUGGUCGAAAUGGGCGAGAAGUUGCACUCAAGCGUACAGCAGGAGAUGCAGCCUCUUCGGAUAUUCUCAUAUCUCUCAUUCUCCUCAUUCGUCAAGCUUUGGCGUCGCCAGAAACUCUGGACCGUCGUCAGCCGUCGACAGCACCACAAUCCCCUUCUUAAUGCCUCCAGCUGGUCUAAGCGACGUGCUCGAGAGGCGAAUGAGGAAGAGACUCCUCUCGGAAUUAACUUCGUCACGCUGGAGUAUGCGAAGGAGGCGAAGAUUUUGGAAGCGCCCUUCCUGGACUUGUUAUAUUAUGCCGACUCUGUCGGGGUCGUUCCAAGAGAGUCCGAAGUGGAGGAUAUGCCUCGGCUCACGGAGGAUCCCAUGGACAUCGGAAAUGGUGAUCUGCCUCCGGAAUGGGGUGUCGACCUCGCUAUCCGAGGAGGUGUGCUUCGUUAUGGGCCCUGGACCGACCGGCAGAGGGCAAUUCUCCAACAGGCAUUCUUCCCUCCCAGUUUCACUGACACCAUGCCGACAACACCGUUGCGUCCGGGCGACGCAAGAGUCUGGACAUGCAUGAAGAUGUUGGUUGAACUGCGCGAUGGCGUGAUACUUCAAAUCCCGUUUCGUGAGCCAUCCAAGAAUUGGAUGUGGGAUGGCGAAGUGAACGUACCAAAUCGGCCGCGGAAGCGCGAGCCAGCAUCCAUACACGUUCGGGCUGGGGAUAGCUCCACAAUCAGCUACAUGAUGCCCAUGGUCGCCACCACGCGAGGUUACGAGCCAACCCUGCACGUCCAUCUAGAUACAGUGACGAUCACAUCUAGCUUGAAUGACAUUCGUAUAUUAACCGCGGACUCGUGCGUCGUCCGCGCAGAAUUACCAUCAUCUCUGAAGUGGAGUGACCAAAGACAGUGGACGUUCGCAAUUGCCCUCCGCCAGCCCGUCUUCUACCUUCUUCGUGACCACAUCAAUAUGUUUACCGACCUCGCGAAAGACUGGGUGUCCGGGCCGCCGAGUAAUUACGAACGCUUUAUCCCCAUGGUGUAUAAGUUCGAGAUCGAUAUACAGAAUUACGAGAUCAAUAUCUAUGUGAACGACCACAAUAUCAUCGACAAGCCGCUCAUACGGGAGGAGAACGCAAUUCUUACGUUGUAUGGCAAGAGUCUCAAAAACAACGUCAUCGUCCCGAUGACGAAGUUUAGACCAGGAACGACUGAAGUCUCUUUCUGGAUAGAGAGCCCCAACGUCCAAGGCCGGCUGACACUUCCUCGGUGGAACACCCGUAGUCUAUACGCUGCGCCGCAUAGGAACAGCGAUUUCGGUCGCAUUGGCCUUCUUCGCCUUAAUGCAUCCUAUUCAUACUUGCCCGACGUACAUCCAGAGAACAUUGACCAGCUCAAACUUGCCUUCGAGGCGCAGGAUGUGGUCUACAAGCUAUAUGGUUGGACCAUUCGCCACCUUAUGACCUUGCGCAACAACUACUUCGGCUCGUUCACUCACUUUUCAACCUUGUACGAAUACCUCGAGAAACGCAAGCAGGGACAGCCACUUGGAGACCCGGUUGAUCUCCAAUACCGCGAAGGUGGUUCCAAUGCUCUCCAAAUCGAGUUGGAUGCGUCUGUCACCAACGGUCUUGUCAUCAUGCCUGCGAGCUUGCGAGGCUAUGAGAGCAGCCAGCACGAAGUUGAAGAAGGCGACAUUGGUACUUGCGUUGCAAUGUCCAUCCCGGAGUUCCAAAUACAUCUGCGUAGUCAUGAGUAUUACAUGGAGCUUGCUCUGAACAUGGACACGGUUACCGGCAGUGUUCACACCAGUUGUUCGGAGGAUCUGCAGCUCGCCCGCGAGUUGCAGCGAGACGCCAAAGAGACCCUCAUUCUUGAUGGUCUCGACGUAAUCGCACACCGGCUCUUCGGCCCACAGCCGCAUACUGCGACGUACCUUUGCAUUUGGGACAUACAUAUCGAUCGCGUCAUGGCGCAUCUAUCAUCUACCGAGUCAAAGAUAUUGGCUGCAGCAAACACCGCUUUUGCCCUCAACUUCACUGACCCUCUGAACGCGCCCGCGCCCGAGUACGAUAUCCCGUCUGAUCCUGAUGUCACCUUCCUCAAAGUUACGCUCGGUGAACUUACAGCUAUUUGGCAAGCCGACAGUGCCGCUCUUGAAUUCAGACUUCCGAACGGUUUGCGCAUGGACAACAACGAUCUUGCAGGAAAGCUGUAUAGCAGUGUAACAAGUCUUCGCAUCCCCGACGCCUCCAUGAAAGCCCUUCUGGCGAAGGACGCUGUGUCCAAUGGCUGGCACGAGGCGGCGUCGGCUGAGUUAGAUGCGAACAUCGAUAUCUAUUCUGCACCUCUGGGCUGGCGCGAAAGAGCUCAAGCGCAAGCAGAGUUCUUGGCUGCACAAGAUGGGCAUACUUGCAGAGCACUGCUCCUCUAUCUACCGGAUCAGCCAGUUCCCAGUGACGCCCUAGCACCCGGUCGUGGGAUCCUGGACACAGAUCUGUAUUUACCUCAGCUUAGGAUCCCCUGCGCGCAAUCAUUUGCCCGAGCAAAGCAACAGGCAUGGAGACGUAAAAUCGAUAACGCUGACUUUGUUACACCUACUGCUCCUCAUAUGAAAAGUCGAUCUCGUGGGAUGUCAGACUCAGAAGGCGAGGAAUACGUUUCGGAGGCCGAUCGCGACGCUCGUUUAGCGAGCUCUCGUCCGCCGCUCGUUCGCUUGCCAGAUGUGGUGGACAACGAGGAUAUUUCCAGUGGUGACGAAGAGGACGACGACUCCACCGACACAUACCAUUCGGACAGCGAGGACAAUGGAAGUGAAAUGCAUGCCGUUUGGCCCUCUGCGCAUGACUACAAUGCAGUUACUCGCCGCUACCAGUCGAGGUUCCUAACGCUUCCUUCCUUUUGGCAUAAAUCCCCAUUCAGCCUCACAUCGGAUCCGUCGUCUGCACGGCAAUCCGCCUUGAGAGACAAAUUGUAUCAAUGGGCAUGCGAAGACGAGCUCGAUCCAGAGCUAGAAGAUGUUCAUCUCGACUUCGACGAUAGUUCAGAUAACUCAAUCGUUCGGAUCACGUCGCACAAGCUGGCAAGUGUGCGGCUGACCCCGUUGGUGUUGCCUGCCGUUGAUAGGCUACUCCAUGACGUCAAGAGACAUCAACUGAAUUCUGAUCUGCUGUUUGAUACCGUGAUUGCAAGACACAUUCGUUCCUUUUCCACCCAGAUCAAGGCAAGAAAGCAGGCAUCCGCCAUCGACCUCAACUUGUCCUCUCUACAUCUCAACUUGACCCAGACGAUUCCAGAGCCAGCUCCCACCGCAGAGUACGACCCAUCACAUCAGCACAGCAACCUAACUUCAGUGGAUGUUUUCGCAAACGACCUCCGGAUCAAGAGCUGCAAGAUCACCUCGGAAGCGGGCAUUGUUGAGCACCAGUGCCUCGGGGUUUCCUUGCAACGAUUUGCCUGUGGUCUCGACCCGACGAACUCCCCGGACGUGCCGUGGCACAUUCUUAUCGGUUCUAGUAAGUUUGCACUGCUAGGCAAAGACCUCAGCUUGAGCCUCGGAAGUGUUACAAUGGAGACUCGACAUUCUGCCCCCGAGAAUGUGGCGCCCACCAUUCUCGUGACUCUGCAAUUGGCGGCCGGGAUACGUACGGCGGUCGCUAGCUACGCGGACUAUACCAAGUUCUCCGACCAACAAAUCGUGCUAAAGGCUAUCCAACUCGUCGGGAGACGAGACGUCGUCGACCCACUUUCCACUACGCAGCCUUCAUAUCUAAUUCAGAGUGGUCGGCCUCGCGACCUACGUGCGGAUGUCGGUUUCAAGUACCUGGUCUUCCUCCGGAGAUGCCUAGAGUCGCUCGCCGGCUCUGAGCGCCAAGUACUUCGGGAGGCAUCGGCGCAACAAUCUGCAGAGUUUUUCGUAGAAGAUGCCAUGGACCUGCUCCAAGAUUACCUGAUCCAAUUUGGCGCAGAUAUGGGCUCGCUUUCAUUCCCCAAGAACUCACCUCUAGAGUUCCUUACUGCUGAAGUUCUUCCCGGCGAAACGUCUUCAUCGCUCGGGAUUCGCUCUGUAUCUCUUCGCUUCCAGAGAAUCCACGCGGUGUACAGCUCUCCCGAUGGCAACGACAGCGAAGUGCUUGUAGCGCCAGUCGUUAUUAACGCGCGAACAAGAGUGGCAGAAUGGUAUGAGCCGCAUAUCGUGGGACCUCCAAAGAGUACGACAACACUCUCACUCAGCGACAAACUCGGGCAAGACAUGCGCCAUAUCAGCGUAGUGAUCUCUUUGGGCAACGUCGCCAUUAACCUGUACCCUUCGCUCGUUGUCUUCGCGCAGCAUGUUAUCCGAGAAGUCAAACUUCACAAGAAGGCGCUAAUCUCGUUCAGUCCGCGCUCCCCACCAGCCGAGAAGCCUGCGACUCAGCCGCCGACUCGGCCGCAGGUCACCUACAUCGACUUCGUCCUUUCGACCAACGCGUUUCGUGUCAAAGCGGGCGCACAGAACCUUGUCAUCGAGUACAGAACUUCUACGGUGGACUUCGUGUGCACCUCACUUGUCAAACCGCCUGUGGGACCAAAAGGAUCGCUCGACGUGUCCAUGAACCACUCGCUCGUAUUCCGGGAGGCUCGCCUACAAGGUUGUGCUCUAGCAGACAUAUCGACUCCGGACGAGUAUGCCAUCUUGGCCGCUCUCGUCUUCUCAGGCGGGAGAGUCAAUGUCCUCACACGGUACCAGGCAGAUGCAGGUCCUUACGUUCGUGUCGCUGCUGGGCUAAAUGGUCUCCACUUGAACGUACCGCGAAGUGCCAUACGCCUGUACCGAUGGGCUCAGGAGUGGAGAGAAGACUACCUUCCUGGCUUGGAAGAGACAUUUCGAGCCCUGUUAGCCGAGCUUAAGCCUGAUGCAGGCCCCGGUGUGCCCGCUGCGGCUCCCAGAUCAGCGUCUAUGGCUGUCUGGGUCCCUCGUAACGUGGAUGUGACCCUCAAAUCCUUCCGAAUAUCACUGCAGGUCAUGCGAGGAACCUGGGUUGCCUGGGAGGUCGGUAGCAUUAUGGCUUAUACAGCCGGUCCUGCGUCAGCCCGCGGUACUAAGCGUCAUAACUACGGUGCCCAAAUUGGACACCAAACGUUUAUUAUCUCCUCCAAGGACAAAACAUCGGAAUCUGUUCGCGUCAGAAUGCCGUUACCUACAUUCACCGCCACUGGCCGUUUCGAUGGUACAUGUCUCGACGGGCUCCUCUUGGUUGAAGCGUUCACGGUCAAUGUCAAGCCUUCGCAUUGGGACACACUGCUUACGGUACAACAAAAGUUUGGUCAAGACUUUAGUGAUCUUGUGUCCCUAAUCGAGCACAGCCGUCCUAAGCGAGCCGACGAGAAGAAGCCGUCGUCUUCACCGGGACUGAAGUAUCACAUACAAGCGAAGAUGAAAGGCCUCUGUAUCGGAUUAGAAGGUGUUUCCUCUGCGAUUCUUCUCGAGUGCAACCGCAUCGGCGGUAUGGUACUUCAGAAUGACUCAGAGCUGAGUGGCAAUCUCGAGCUCUCCGAUCUUGCCCUGUCACUCGCUCCUCGAUCGAGCCCCUCCAGUCCAAUACAGUCUUUCGAUAGAGGACGCCGAUCUGCUUUCGUCAUCAUCGACCUAAACGCUGAGGUGGGCAAUUCGAAGGAUGGAAAGGGACAAUCUGUCAAUUUGGCGGUCACCAAAAUCCAUGCAGUGAUGCAGCCCAGCUCGAUUGGCCAGCUCGGAGAUUUCGUCGAUCAUUUGCAGGCUGAAAUCUCUAUCCGCAAGGAGCAGAGGGCGCAGGAUAUGGCAGAAUUCAAGGAGAAAACGAAAACGCUCUUGCGCAGCCUGGAAUUGACCAUAAAUAGUUCGCAGUCUGAGUCUUUGUCCUGGUUAGACAAGUACAUCAUCAACGUCACUGUCAAGAACGUCGGGGUGGCGUUCCCCCUGACAAUCGGCGAGGACCUGCAUAUACCACGACCAGCCAGACCCGGUGACGCCGUAGUCCGUGCUUUCCUCUUCUCCAUCAAGUCCGUAUCAUUCGGGACACACAAGGGGGAAACUGGUCAAGCUUCCAUGAAAGGUUUUUCGUUCCAGUUCGUUUCAAGGUUCCGACAGUCCGAGCCUCUUGACUUCAUUGGCGAUCGCCAUACUACCCGAAAUCGACUCAUUUAUCCCGAGAUGACCGCCAAACUCAAGUCAGAACGACGAGCAAGUUCUAGGGAGCUGCGCAUCGCCGCAGAUAUCGAUGGUUUCAAUCUUGACCUCGAUCCGACCAUACCGGACUAUGUUUCCUCUUUGAUCAACGUUUAUCGUGAGGGCAAGAAUCGUGUCGACCGGUUCUCAGGUGCCUCGACCCGUGGUCCAAUGAAAGAAGAGUCAUCUCCGGACACACCGCAACCUAGCGAGCACAACUACACCAAUUUGUUGACCUCUCAUAUCUUCAUGGCCUUAGCUUUCAAAAGUGGCAGGGUUCGUAUGUUCAGCCAGGCAUACAGCUUUUCGAGUCGACCUCGUGUCGUAUCCACGCACUCUCCGGAACUUCUCGACAGACAGCUCGGGGAACUCGGCGCUGAGGUGUUCAAGCUUCCUGGUGUGUCUGUCUGGGGUGAAUAUCGUGCCACACCCGCCUUAUCCAAGAUGAAAGGAAGACGAGGCCCGAUUGAGCCUUCAACCCUCAUCUUCAAAAGCACGAUUCAUUCCAGUCAGAACACCCUGCGGCCGACUCUUCUCCCCUUCUUCACAGAGGUCAUCAACCACGUAGAAGCCCGCAUGAAGAAGACCAGCUUCCAAGACAUGCACCGUCUACCCGGCCUCAGCUCCCCAAUGACUCCGUUAAAACAGCUUGAUCAUAUAUCCGUGCCAGUUGAGCCUGUGUCCAGCAUGCAGAUCAGUCUCAGCCUGCGUAUCGAUCAAUCUCGGCUCGAGCUGACUUGUCAACCGGAUGUGAACGUCAUCGCUGGGCUUCACUGGGAUAGCGGAGGCUUCGUCGUCAAUAUCUCACCGGGCGCACAUCGAGUAACAUUCAGCGGUAAUGUUGGCGGCUUGACCAUUGGUCUGAAGCACGGCUUCCUGAGUGAAGACUGCCUCAGUCUGCAUGCUCGUAAUCUGACCUUCUCUGUCGACUUUGCGAAGGCGAGAGGAGCCACAGUCAGCUCUGUCUCGGUCGUUUGCGAUACUGAAUUCUCCGGUGGCGUCCGCUUUUCGCGUCUACAAGACAUCCUCUGCUUCAAGGCGGUAUGGUUAGAUAGGAUCCCUGUUCUCAACGUCCCUCCGGCAACCCCUGCGACCAUGGCUUCUCGGACACCAAGCCAGCAAACCGCCAUAUCUACGAUUUCCCAGAAGCAAGAGUUAACCACAGCUUUCUUGCUGCGCCUCCGGAAGGUGUGCCUGGACAUCGACCUAGGACAAUCGAUCACCUCCACUCAGCUGAGCGUAUACGGCACGGUGCUGAGGACAAAGGUCACUGAACUAGUCUCCGAGGUAUCGCUCUCGGUGAACAAGUUACAUGCGCGCGCGACUGGAAACUUGUCAGGUCGCGUGACCGUCCCCGAUUUCUUGUUUCAAACUAUCCGGAAGAAGGAGCAGGAUGUGUUCAGGUCCAGUAAAAGCAACAUGCUUGAUCUUCAAAUGAUCAGCGGUCCUCUGGACAUUGAGCUGGAGUCAGAGUACCAGCGGCUUCUGUGGUAUAGGGCAGAGCCUUUGGUCGUUCGCAUAUACGACGAUUGGUCCAAGUUCGCAGGACAUAUAGAUCCUGAAAGCAGACAGGUACAGCUCGCUUUCACCGUGAACGGGACAGAUGUGACGGCCAUCAUGAAUGUCGGAACCAUUCCCAAGCUUGUGUCGUACGCCAACAAGUUCAGAGCUACUCUCGAUGCACAGAAGGAGGGGGCAAGCCGCGAGUCGCUCGCUUUCCGACGGUCCAACCCCGCCAAGCCGGAGAACCCUCUUUCGGACGUCGCAAAUGCCAUGCUUCUUUCCGCCAGGGCGAAGCUAAGGGAGAUAGAGCCGGGGUUGGCGUGUAUCAUCAGACAGGGACUUAGCCUCAAGUUAAACACGUUGAAGCUCAUCAUCUUCUCUCGAAGCAUGCGAGAUCCUGAGCUCGCGCAAUUCUUGGGUUCCAACCUACAUGCUCGACUAGAUCGCAUAGUCGAGUCGGGGACUAUCCCACCCAAGCGCGAGCUUCACCUUGCGUUCUCCUCUAUCUCUAUCUCCAAGCUGUCACAUCUGAACCUGAGUUUGGUAUCAAAGGAGGAGCCAGGCCUGGACACCGUGCGCUGGCUCAGCCUCCUCACCAAGAACGCGUCGGAGGCGAUUAUUUUUACGUUGCCAUUCAUGCACAUGCGUAUGUACAGCGAAGAGUCUGUCGAUGACGGCAAUCGUGUCCUGCUGUACGACUUCAGCUCCAAGUUCACGACGAAAGAGGGGAUGAGGGACGAAGACAUCUACAUCACGCUCAAUAUGUCGCUAUACGCCUGGCUUACGAUCCUACGCAAGAGUUUCGCACGCGAGAUGGACCAAGUACAGGCGUCCACAGACGUUCGUGUACCGCAGACUGGAUUUACGCAGCCGCCGAUGAUACGGCGGAGCAGAGUACCCGAAUCGCUCACCCUCCCCGACCGCGAUAGCUCGCCGCCUGGAACGCAAGUCUUGGACGAGUUGGCGCAAUCACCAAAACGUGCAGGACUGUUGCACACGAAGACCACGCCCGCGCGACUCCCUGUGUUGUCUCCAACGACAGAACCGAUGAUCGCGUCACCUACUGCACUCUCCCCCGCCUCUACGAGCACAAGCACUGGGCAAGCGAGCGCAACACCUCGCACUAGUACACUGCUUACGGCGGGUCCUGCGGAGGAAGGUAGCUCGCGUGCACCUUCGCCCGGACUUCCGGCGAACAAAAAGACGACGACAAUUUUGUACCGACCACGCUCACGGAGGAUCGAGCGGCUCACGAUGCGGCAGCUCGGCGAGGCUACCCCCGACGUCAUGCACCCGUUCUUCAUGAAAACUGCGGGUUUUAGCUUGGAGGACUCACUUCCACAGUACGUGCACGAGUAUGCGACGAUGCCCACGGAGGAGAUCAUGAAAGUACUUUUGAAGUUGUACAGCAAGCAGCUGCGGGUGGACACCGUUGUGGCUCCUAAUGCAUAGAGGACAGCAGAUAGAUGUCAGAUUAUUCGCACCUAAUGAACAACAAAUAUGCACGCCCUUUCACGUAGACUGAGUCUAACAAGGACAGGAUGAGAAGUAUUUUGCUAGCUGCGCCACCUAUCUUGCAGCGUGUGAUCCUACAUUGAAGACGCUGAGUAGCGCAAAGCAGCCAUAGAGCAGUCCGACGGGAUAUGCGACGAGCAGCCUCUGCUCGGACAUGCGCAGAACGGCGACAAAUAUGUUCGAAGCUGACCAUGUGCACCAAAGCACCGACAAAGUAGACAGCAAGUAACCCAGCAUGCCGCUGCAAACGUAGG
Molecule: messenger RNA, 10488 nt
Organism: Phanerochaete carnosa HHB-10118-sp
Lineage: Eukaryota; Fungi; Basidiomycota; Agaricomycetes; Polyporales; Phanerochaetaceae
Exons: 19
Coding region: 158-10171 (3337 amino acids)
Biological process (GO): fermentation
Cellular component (GO): membrane
Source: RefSeq, a predicted model, not a curated record